Molecule: messenger RNA, 966 nt
Organism: Acanthosepion pharaonis
Lineage: Eukaryota; Metazoa; Mollusca; Cephalopoda; Sepiida; Sepiidae
Source: the annotation of a GenBank genome assembly
AUGUUUCUUUAUUUUUUUAGUUCUCUCUCUCUCUCUCUCUCUGUUUUUCUCUCUCUCUCCUGCUCUCUCUUUCACCUUCUAUCUCACACCUUUUCUAUCAGACUCUCUUUCUCUCUCUCUCUGCCCCUAACCCCUAAAAAGAGGUUCCUGAUAUUUAAAAAAAAAUUCUUUCUUUACUUUUUCUUUUUCUUUACUAUUUUCUUUUCUCUCUUUUUUCUUCUAUCUUUUCCUUCUCUCUUUUUUCUUUUAUCUUCUCUCUUUUCCUUCUUUCUUCCUCUCUUUUCCUUCUUUCUUCUCUUUCUCUUUCUUUUUCUUCUUUCUCUCUUUCCUCUCUCUUUUCAUCUCUCUCUCUUUUCUCUCUCUUUUCAUCUCUCUCUCUCUUUCGUCUCUCUUUUUCUUCCCUGUUUUUCUUCUUCCCUCUUUCUCUUUUCUUUUACUUUUCUUUUUCUUUUUUCUCUCUUUUUCUUUCUUUACUUCUCCCUCUUUCUCUUUUCUUUUCCCUCUCUCUUUUUCUUUUCUUCUCGCUCUCCCUCUUUUCUUUCUUUCUUUCUUGCCCUCUCUCUUUUUUCACUCUUUUUUUCUUCUCUCUCUCCUUUUCCCUCUCAGCUUGGAUGCACCCGGAAGAAGUUGUGGCCUGAAAUUGUUCACAAUUACAAAGGAUUUACCACAGAGGAUAUAAGCCAAGCGGCAGUGGAUAAAGCAGUUGAGCUAGCACGGAUGCUGGGAGGAGAAGAUUUGUCGGAUAUGACCCGCGAUGACGUGGAUGUGCUGCUGAAGGUGCAUUCGGAUCCCUUAACUGACGAGGAAUUGGUAGACAUAACUAAGUCUGCCUGUGAGGAGGGGGAAGAGCAGCCAGAGGCUUCUGGGGGUGAGGAGGAGGCAAUUAGCCAUACACUUGAGCGUCUCACGCAAGUCGUGAGAACUAUUAAGGAAGUACAUAACACGAUUGGCGAAUGGGACCCGUAA